Molecule: messenger RNA, 5847 nt
Organism: Sciurus carolinensis (gray squirrel)
Lineage: Eukaryota; Metazoa; Chordata; Mammalia; Rodentia; Sciuridae
Gene: Zc3h7b
Product: zinc finger CCCH-type containing 7B
Exons: 23
Coding region: 297-3290 (997 amino acids)
Biological process (GO): miRNA processing
Molecular function (GO): miRNA binding; protein binding; metal ion binding
Source: RefSeq, a predicted model, not a curated record
GAGGAGCCGCGCUCUCUAGGACCCGAGAGGAAGAGCUGCAGCGAGACGGUGCCUCCAGCGGGUGCUGCCGCGAGCGGCCGGCCGAGGGGCUGGAAAUGAAAGUAAAGCGCUCCGGAGCCACAUGGACGGAGCUGCCGGGGCGGCGGCGCCGGGAGCAGGAUGCGGCCGCCCGUAAUUAAAUAGCAUUUACUCUUAUUAUUACUAAUAAUAAUAACGUAAUCAUACCUCUAGUCAUAGCAUACCAUUUAUCGGGCUCGGCGCAGGCCCGCGGGGAGCGCAGCCCGGCCGAGAGACUGAUGGAGAGGCAGAAACGGAAGGCGGACAUCGAGAAGGGACUGCAGUUCAUUCAGUCAACACUACCCCUAAAGCAAGAAGAGUAUGAGGCCUUCCUGCUCAAGCUGGUGCAGAAUCUGUUCGCUGAGGGCAAUGACCUGUUUCGGGAGAAGGACUAUAAGCAGGCCCUGGUGCAGUACAUGGAGGGGCUGAACGUGGCUGACUACGCCGCCUCUGACCAGGUGGCCCUGCCCCAGGAGCUGCUGUGCAAACUGCAUGUCAACAGGGCUGCCUGCUACUUCACCAUGGGCCUGUAUGAGAAAGCACUGGAGGACAGCGAGAAGGCGCUGCUCCUGGACAGCCAGAGCAUCCGGGCGCUGUUCCGCAAGGCGCGUGCCCUCAACGAGCUGGGGCGCCACAAGGAGGCCUACGAGUGCAGCAGCCGGUGCUCCCUGGCCCUGCCACACGAUGAAAGCGUCACUCAGCUGGGUCAGGAGCUGGCUCAGAAGCUCGGGCUGCGAGUACGGAAGGCGUAUAAGAGGCCCCAGGAAUUGGAAACCUUUUCUCUGCUCAGUAAUGGCACUGCAGCUGGCGUGGCAGAUCAGGGAACUUCCAAUGGACUGGGCUCCAUAGAUGACAUUGAAACAGACUGCUACGUGGACCUGCGAGGCUCCCCAGCCCUGCUCCCUUCCCCUCCCACAAUGCCUCUGUUCCCUCACGUGCUGGACCUGCUGGCCCCCCUGGACAGCAGCAGCAGGACCCUCCCCAGCACUGAGAGCCUGGAUGACUUCUCAGAUGGCGAUGUCUUUGGUCCAGAGCUGGACACCCUCCUGGACUCAUUGUCUCUGGUCCAGGGUGGCCUGCCUGGCAGUGGUGUGCCUAGUGAGUUGCCCCAGCUGAUACCCGUGUUCCCUGGUGGGACCCCGCUGCUGCCACCUGUGGUGGGCGGCUCCAUCCCCGUCUCCAGCCCACUGCCCCCUGCCUCCUUUGGCCUCGUCAUGGACCCCUCCAAGAAGCUGGCUGCCUCUGUGCUGGAUGCCCUCGACCCCCCAGGCCCCACGCUGGACCCCCUGGACCUGCUGCCAUACUCAGAGACCCGGCUGGACGCCCUCGACAGCUUCGGGUCUGCCCGAGGCUCCCUGGAAAAGCCCGACUCCUUCAUGGAGGAGAACAACUCACAGGACCACCGCCCCCCAAGCAGUACUCAGAAACCAGCCCCCUCGGCUGGCCGUGGUGGUCCAGCUGUCACUCAGCCCAAGAUGGCCGACCUCCUCCCAUUACAGCCGGAGCCCUCCAUGCCCAACACCGCCUUGCUCAUCAAGAACCCCUUGGCUGCCACCCACGAAUUCAAGCAGGCCUGCCAGCUGUGCUACCCCAAGACAGGCCCCAGGGCAGGCGACUACACCUACCGUGAGGGCCUCGAGCACAAGUGCAAGCGGGACAUCUUACUGGGUCGCCUCCGGAGCUCCGAGGACCAGAGCUGGAAGCGGAUCCGACCUCGGCCCACCAAGACCAGCUUCGUGGGCUCCUACUACCUGUGCAAAGACAUGAUUAACAAGCAGGACUGUAAGUACGGGGAUAACUGCACCUUCGCCUACCAUCAGGAGGAGAUCGACGUGUGGACUGAGGAGCGGAAGGGCACCCUCAACCGCGACCUGCUCUUCGACCCGCUGGGGGGCGUCAAGCGUGGCAGCCUCACCAUCGCUAAGCUCCUCAAGGAGCACCAGGGCAUCUUCACCUUCCUCUGUGAGAUCUGCUUUGACAGUAAACCCCGGAUCAUCAGCAAAGGCACCAAGGAUUCUCCAUCUGUCUGCUCCAACCUGGCUGCCAAGCACAGCUUCUACAACAACAAGUGCCUGGUGCACAUCGUCCGCUCCACCUCCCUCAAGUACUCCAAGAUCCGCCAGUUCCAGGAGCACUUCCAGUUCGACGUGUGCCGCCACGAGGUUCGCUAUGGUUGCCUGCGUGAGGACAGCUGCCACUUUGCCCACAGCUUCAUUGAGCUCAAAGUCUGGCUGCUGCAGCAGUACUCAGGCAUGACCCAUGAGGACAUCGUUCAGGAAUCCAAGAAAUACUGGCAGCAGAUGGAAGCCCAUGCAGGAAAAGCCAGCAGCAGCUUGGGUGCCCCAAGGACACAUGGGCCCAGCACCUUUGACCUGCAGAUGAAGUUUGUGUGUGGCCAGUGCUGGAGGAACGGGCAGGUGGUGGAACCUGACAAGGAGCUCAAGUACUGCAGUGCCAAGGCCCGUCACUGCUGGACCAAGGAACGGCGUGUCCUUCUGGUGAUGUCCAAGGCCAAGAGGAAAUGGGUGUCAGUGAGGCCACUGCCAUCCAUUCGCAACUUCCCACAGCAAUACGAUCUCUGCAUCCACGCGCAGAACGGCCGCAAGUGCCAGUAUGUGGGCAACUGCUCCUUCGCACACAGCCCUGAGGAGAGGGACAUGUGGACGUUCAUGAAGGAGAACAAGAUCCUGGACAUGCAGCAGACCUACGACAUGUGGCUGAAGAAACACAACCCAGGGAAGCCCGGGGAAGGAACCCCAAUCAGCUCUCGGGAAGGAGAAAAGCAGAUCCAGAUGCCCACAGACUAUGCCGACAUCAUGAUGGGCUACCACUGCUGGCUCUGUGGCAAGAAUAGCAACAGCAAGAAGCAGUGGCAGCAGCAUAUACAGUCGGAGAAGCACAAGGAAAAGGUCUUCACCUCGGACAGCGAUGCCAGCGGCUGGGCCUACCGCUUCCCUAUGGGCGAGUUCCGGCUUUGUGACAGGCUCCAGAAGGGCAAGGCCUGCCCAGAUGGGGACAAGUGCCGCUGCGCCCACGGACAGGAAGAGCUCAAUGAGUGGCUGGACCGGCGUGAGGUGCUGAAGCAGAAGUUGGCCAAGGCCCGCAAGGACAUGCUUCUGUGCCCACGGGAUGACGACUUUGGCAAAUACAACUUCCUGCUGCAAGAGGAUGGGGACACUGCUGGUGCCACCCCAGAAGCCCCUGCUGCUGCUGCCAGCACCGUUGGAGAGUAGGGUCAGGUCUUGGCCAUGGGCAAAAUCCUGGGGUCGGGGGUGGGGAAGGGGAAGGAGGACCGGAUGGAAGGGUCAGGUCAGACCAGCUGGGGGUGGGGGGCUACCCUCAUCAGGCACCCCCUGGCCCCCUGGGGUGCCGUCCAUCCUCUCCACCCCCAUCGCCCCAGGUGCACAAGCUGCAGCCUCAAGGGUCCCUGGGUCCUCAUCCUGCUGAAACCUGGGCAGACCCUCCCCACCCCCACGACUCUCCUGGUUGAGGAGGGAGGGGCCUGGCUGACCCCUCCAGCUUCAGCCUACAGCUUUAACUUGUGUCUGCUCCUAAGGGGGUCCAAAGCUCAGGGCUGGGGAGUCUGGGGUCCCCACUUGAAUCUGCAGCAGGAGGGUCCUUCUCCCUCUCCCCCUUCUCCCACCCCCCUUCCUGGGGGCAGAUCAGGACAAGGGCAGGAGGCCCCAAUUAGCUUUAAAACUUUAAAAUACAGCCCGAGGAUGGACCUGGGACACUACACUGGUCCCUUACCGAGCCUCGGUUUCCCGUCUGGUUGGAAGGCUGGGAGGAGUUGGGGGAUGAUCUCGGGAGCCUGACUAAGGAUUCUGGGCUCUCUCUGGCACCACCACCCAGCCCUUUCCCUCCCAUGCCAUUAGCAUAGAUUAUAUUAUAUAUCCUCAGCCCAAACCCCAUUUUUCAGAACAGGAAACAGUCCUAGCAGGAGGAGUGACCUCUUCAGGGUCUCCAGCCCCCAGCACAAGGCAGAGCUUGAUGAAAACUUUGGUCGAGUCUCAGGGCCAGUUACCAUUUAGAGCCUCUGUGCUGGGGCCCCAUGCAGUGCCCUUGGGGGCUAAGGAAGGGCUGCUCAGAGAAGCUGAUCAGCACCCCAUGAGGGAUGGUCCCUCCAGAGAAUGAUCACUGCUGUGAGCAGCAGAGGUUACAUCCCCAAACCCACUCAGGGAGAAGUGGCAGAGGGCAGGUUCUACACCAGGCACAGGGCAUGGGGAGGGGAAUGGGAGGGUGGGGGAUGUGGAGAAAAGGGAGCCUGGACCCUGGGCUCCAUGGGCCACUCCAGGAUGGAACAUGGCCCCUCUUUCCUGGACUUGUACCAGUUCCUCUAAGACUUACCAAUAGGCCCAUCUGCCCCAGCCCCUCCCUGAUCUACCCUGCCAGCUGCCUGGGACCCCAGCUGAUCUCCAGCUCCUGCCCCCACCCACCAAGGCCUCUCUCCCAUCCUCUGAGGUGUCUAUGUGCACCCCGCCUCCAUCUCACCCCCCAUGGGCAGACCCAGCCUCCCCUAGCUCCCCAGACAUUCCAGAAUCCCCCACACCAUUGGCACAAGGAGUGGGGCACCCCCGGAAGGAACCAGGGGUUAAGGCUGGGGAGAGUGAGAUGGAGAGAAUGGAGACCCCAUAUUUCUCCUCUAGCAAGGAUUGAUAGUGCGUGAUGAUACAAUGUCGGGCACUGGGGGCUAAGGAGGACCCUGUUCCUCAUGCCGCCACUGCCCAACCUUCUCCCAAUAAUCGUGGCAUGCACCCUUUCCUAUUCCCUGCCCCCUGCCCCCAGCAAGCCAGCACUGCAGUUUGGGUGCUGGUGGCGUGGCUGGAGGGGAGGUGAGACCACACCCAAGGUGGGGUGGUGGCUGUGAAUGUCAGUGAUACUACUUGUUCUCCUGAUCCGUGGUGUUGCAGUCUGUCGUCACCAGCCUUGUUUUUAGUGUGUAUAUAUGUCGCCCCCGUGAUGCAUAUAUACACAGGUAUUAAAUAUAUCGCUCUAUAUAAUAUUAUAUAUGUGUGUGGUAUCCAAGGAAUCACUUCUAAUGAGGGCUAAAGAUAAAGAAUUUGGCCAGAAAUGCAGCCAUCCUUGUGUGAUUAGGACGGUUUUUCAGGGUCCCCGGACUGUUUGCAAGGAGACAGGGACUGGAGCCAUGGUUCUGAGGUGGUGUGGGCAGUAGGAGUGGCUGCAGCCCCCACCUGCACCCUGCCCGUCUGCUUGUUUCCCAGACCACCCCUGUCUAAUAUUUCUCUCACCCCCAAAGCCUAAGGGGGAGGAGUUCAGAGAUUUUCAUCUUCAGCCAGUUAUCUUUCCAGGGGCUUUUGAGAUCUUGGGGCUCCCUGACCUGGCCAGAGCUGCACCCCCACAGGGUGGGGAAGAGAGUGGGAGGCGGGGCAGGGGUGGGGGUGCAGAAAAUGCUUUUAAUGAUGAGGGUAACUAUUUCAAACAUGACCCCUCCAGGGCCCCUAGCUGGGAGACUCAGAGUUCAGUCUGGGCCCAUGCCCACCGAAGCAGACAGGGAUAAGAUGGCAUGGUGGACAUGGGGCCUGCGUGGGAGGGAGAGGGAUGCUGCAUUUCUCAGCUGGGCAGUAAUCAAUUUAAUGGUCCUUUUAAAAUGUCUGUGUAUUAAAUUUUAAGAAUACCACACUUUAAUAUUAAAUAUCAUAAGGUCUAGUAUCUUGAUAAUAAUGUAGAUGUUUUAAUAACAAUUUUUGUCCUUCUUAAAAUAAAAUGAAAGAAACUUGCUUAUUUUAGCCUUUGUUCUAGAAAAUAAAUGUGUGUCCUUUGAACCCUGUC